Molecule: messenger RNA, 2767 nt
Organism: Toxotes jaculatrix (banded archerfish)
Lineage: Eukaryota; Metazoa; Chordata; Actinopteri; Toxotidae
Gene: chrna5
Product: cholinergic receptor, nicotinic, alpha 5
Exons: 8
Coding region: 196-1629 (477 amino acids)
Biological process (GO): chemical synaptic transmission; nervous system process; regulation of membrane potential
Cellular component (GO): synapse; postsynaptic membrane; neuron projection
Molecular function (GO): acetylcholine-gated monoatomic cation-selective channel activity; transmembrane signaling receptor activity
Source: RefSeq, a predicted model, not a curated record
AGCUUCUGUGUGAGGCAAGAGAAAGAACCUGCGUGCAAUGGAGGAGCGUUAGAGCAUCGCUGUCGCUGUCGUCAGGAUACCCACCGCCUCCACCACCACUGCCGCUGUGGACUGCGUGUUAAUGGGAGAGACAGAUUCAAAGCAGCUCUGUGAUGCCCAAGGGACCAGCUGUGUGGAUCCGGUGCCACCUCUGAUAUGAUGCUGAGAGCAGGAGGGGCAGCCACCUCUCUCACACUGCUGCUGCUGCUGCUGCCGUUGCUGUGCUGCUGCCACCUGUGCCACUCACUGCGGGUUCCAAAGCUCUCGUCUUAUGCAAAAGCAGAGGACAAGCUGUUCAAAUACCUCUUUGGAAACUACCAGAAAUGGGUUCGUCCUGUAGAAUACCUAAACCAGACGAUCUGUGUGAAAUUUGGACUGGCCAUCUCCCAGCUAGUUGAUGUGGAUGAGAAAAACCAGCUGAUGACAACCAAUGUGUGGAUGAAACAGGAGUGGACUGACAUGAAACUCAGAUGGAACCCUGAUGACUAUCUGGGCAUCACAACAAUCCGAGUCCCCUCUGACAGACUCUGGCUUCCUGAUGUUGUUCUGUAUGAUAAUUCAGAUGGGCGUUUUGAGGGGACUGUCACCAAAGCUGUUGUUAAGUAUGAUGGAACUAUAUCAUGGACACCACCAGCCAACUACAAGUCAGCCUGCACCAUUGAUGUCACCUUCUUCCCAUUUGACCUCCAGAACUGUUCCAUGAAGUUUGGUUCCUGGACGUAUGAUGGCUCCCAGGUGGACAUCAUUCUGGAGGAUUUCCAUGUGGACAAGCAGGACUAUUUUGACAACGGUGAAUGGGAGAUAGUAAAGGCCACAGGCAGCCGUGGUCUGAGGACAGAUGGCAGCUCUUCCUACCCCACCAUCACCUACUUCUUCAUCAUUCGCAGGUUGCCUCUUUUCUACACCCUCUUCCUCAUCAUCCCCUGCAUUGGCCUGUCCUUCCUCACCAUCCUUGUCUUCUACCUGCCAUCCAAUGGUGGCGAGAAGAUCUCUCUCUGUACCUCGGUGCUUGUGUCGCUCACCGUUUUCCUCCUGGUCAUCGAGGAGAUUAUCCCGUCCUCCUCAAAAGCUAUCCCCCUCAUCGGGGAGUACCUGGUCUUCACCAUGAUCUUUGUCACGCUCUCCAUCAUUAUCACCGUCUUUGCCAUCAACAUCCACCACCGCUCUUCUUCUACACAUCAUGGCAUGGCACCAUGGGUAAGGAAGAUUUUCCUGCAUCGACUGCCUAAGCUGCUGUGCAUGCGCAGUCAUGUGGAUCGUUAUGCCACAACUGGAGUGGCCAGGGCUGGACAAGUACCAGGACUGGGUAUGAUGAAGGACUCAGCACCUGAACUGACCCCCCUACUCUACACAAGACGUCACUUACAAGCAGCUUUGGAUUCAAUUCGCUACAUAACCAUGCAUGUAGUUAAAGAAAAUGAGGUCAGAGAGGUGGUACAAGACUGGAAGUUUGUAGCCCAGGUUCUGGAUCGCAUGUUUUUGUGGGCCUUUCUCCUGGUGUCAAUCCUGGGCUCUGCUCUUCUCUUUAUUCCAGUUAUUUACAAAUGGGCCAACAUUAUCGUCCCUAACCAUGCUGGAAGUACCCUCUAAGAACCACACGUGGGGGGCAAACUAACCACAAAUGGAGUCAAAGCACAUUAACAGCUCACUAUGGGUCGUGUUUGAGAUACUGAGAGUAUCACUGAGAUGCAGGCCUGCUCUCCACGGUCAUCUUGCAAACUACAGCUGUGCCAGUGUUCAAGCUGCAGAUUUGAGGCCUCACUUGCUGAAAACAUCUCAAAGAGACAUUUUUUAAGUUAAUUAAUUAAUUUUAUUUUAGAGAGAUUCUAAAUCCUUUAGUUUAAUUUAAAGAUGAAUGAAAAGACUACAUAUAAUUAAAAAAAAAUUGAUUCAGCCAUGUCCUAAGCAGGUUUGCCCACAUCUCACACGUCAAUAAAUUUCAGUACAUUCAUUUCACCUGCUAUACAUGCUGGCAGGACGCAGUGAUGAAUUCAAUUAAUUUCAUUUCAAUACUUUAUGACUUUCCCUGGAAAGGCAAUUACAAGGCAGCUCACCACCCAGAUCAAAAGAUACCCACAUGCAAUGAAUAGGAGAAGACAUUCAUUCUCAUUUUACAUGCUUCUCUCUGUGACUGUCCACUAUCUGUAGUGUUUGGAAAGAAGACUUUGUAGGGCAUAAUUCAAAUAAAACAGAUGGUUCAGCUUUGCUUUUCUGUAAUUCUAGUUUCAGAAUUCACCAUCACCCACCCAGGUAAACAUUCUGCUUGACUGUGUUUUGGGAAAGAGAGGCAAUGCUCUUGCUGGGACUUGAAUUUUCCAGUGCAACACUUCCUUUCAGCCUGAGGACAAAUCCUGCAUUCCCUGUAAGGAUUGUAAAAGGAUCCUUGGUAACAGAUCAGUGUGGGCCCACAGUAUUUUUAGCCUACUGAGGCUAAGCACAAAAGCAGUUCUUAUAACAGCCUGCAUGCAGAUGACUCAGAUGAUGUAAUGCGGAGAAAAGCAAUAAGGGCCAUAGGGUCAUUUACCACUGUCUGCAUCAACAAGUACCAGAAAGACUAUUGUGUUUCAGUGGCUGAGCACCUCUCAGCCUUUGGUUGAGCCUGCACUGCCUCUCCAUGGCUAUGUCUAACCAUUACAGGUGAAAAAAGCAACAAAGGCGCCACCAGCAGAGCAUGGACAUGGUGGUGAUGUACUGAUGAAAUCUGUGAUGUCCUACUUCCAUUUACUAC